GAAUUUCACUUCUUCGUAUCAUACAUCUUACUCCCAUCAUGCAUCUCUCAGGAUUUGCAACAAUCCUCCUUGCAGUUGCAUCACUAGUGCUAGGGAAUCCAAUUCUACCACGAGAAGAUGAACGACUAGACGAAGCAGUAUUUCUCACGACCUGCUUCAUAUAUAUGAAAAGCAACGACGCCACACCUAACGGCAGAAACGACAAACUCUGGUACUUCAAAAAUUACGAUGAUUCUAUCAAAGGACAGCAAUUCGACGAACCCUAUGCCUCCAACGCCGAUGAUCAAAACCAUUCCGUAGACUGGACUUCCGGUACAGAAGGGCAUCCCAUAGCCGAUACACUCGACAAAAAGCCCUUCAAAGUUUGGGGGCAUCGAGGAAAUGGGAGACCACAAGACGAUUAUGGAGAAAAGAGGUAUGUCGAAUGUAGUGCGAAAUACUAUUGCAUAAGAAAUUCACGCCAGAUCCGUCGUACGAUUGUGACGACUUCUAGUACUAUGCAAAGUGUUCCCUUUCUGGGAAAACAGAAUCACGAUGCCACGGAUGAUCUUGGAGUACAGGAACAGAUUAAAGGAGCAUUUCUGGGGUUAAAAACUCACUAUAAGAGUAAUGCUGCGGAUGGGGAAGGAUUUCAACUCGGUAGCAAGAAUUACAAAAUGGCAUAUGCGGUGAAUCGGAUGGAGAAAGAGGGAGAUCCAUAUUAUGAAACCGAUCGCAUUAACCAAGUUGCGGAUUUGACUGCGGAGAAAAUGCUUCCUGAGUUAUGGACCAAGGAUAAAAUGAGCGAUGAAAGAGCAUGGCCUUCCGGAGACAAAAUCCUUGCAGAAGCUACACAUACGUUUCCUUUCCCCAAAGAGAUUAAAGUCCAAGUGCAAGUUGCGGAACAGGCAAUGCUGGAGUGGGAGGAUAGAGAUACGGUUGUUUUCGCCGUGGAAAAGGGGAAUGAAUGGAAAGUUGACAGCGAGCUCAGUAUUGCGAUCAAAGCCGCAUUUAAAGAUGCGUCGACUGUGACGACCAGCGGUAUUAGUGUAGUUGCUAAUGGGUUGGGAAAUGUGGUUGGUGAAUUGGCUUGGGGUGCUUGUUAGAUGUUUGGUGAGAUUGGUUGUUGGAUGAGAUAGUUACUUCUUCUGUUUAGAAUUCGAUUUGUGCAUGAAUUUUUCCAUUUUGUACGUUGGGUAAGGGUUUGCUUCUUAUGUGUUGGAGAAACUGUAAAGUAUGUAUUAUCAUGUCCCAUUUUAUUGAGGAAUCUUGUUGUUUUCAUCAAUUUGUAAUGUCUGGUGAUUUCGUGGUUA
Molecule: messenger RNA, 1292 nt
Organism: Botrytis cinerea B05.10
Lineage: Eukaryota; Fungi; Ascomycota; Leotiomycetes; Helotiales; Sclerotiniaceae
Exons: 3
Coding region: 39-1085 (348 amino acids)
Source: RefSeq, a predicted model, not a curated record